Molecule: messenger RNA, 7174 nt
Organism: Bradysia coprophila
Lineage: Eukaryota; Metazoa; Arthropoda; Insecta; Diptera; Sciaridae
Source: RefSeq, a predicted model, not a curated record
GUCACACAGCUGGGAGGCCUCCAUUUUGGUCUUAAAAUUUAUUAAGUGUGUUCGAAAAUUGAGCUUUUUUACUUUAAAUAAGAAUAAAUCGCUAACAAUUUAAUUGUAUUUAAAUACAAUAAAUUGACGACCAUCCGGAUCAUAAUACGAUUUUAUUGCGCCAUGUCGUUUUUGCUCAAAAAAGUCGAUUCGCUCCUGACUUCCGACGACCUGUCAACUAAAGACAUCAAUCCCUUUCAGGAUAUACCUAAAUUGGAGAUCUUCAAAGAUAUUGAAUCAGAAGAUGAGGAAAUCGGUGAGCAGGCAGCUGGAGGUGGAUAUAUACAAACAACGGGAAAUGUUAGGGACAAUGACAGCAAGACUUGCACUGUUUCGCCAAAGGCUGGUGUCCACGAUCUCAACAUUUUCCGAGUAUCAUGUACAUGCGAAGACUGCUUGAAAUAUCGUGAAACUAUUAUUCUAUUGCUGCUAGAAGAUUUCGAAUACAAUACGUUGUGGAAGCGAUUACAAAUGCUAAUAAGGAAAUUUUAUACGCUCGUACCAGAACUGCCAGUCGAAUUGAAUGCAUCCGAUUAUACGUGGUUGGGCGAAGGACAUACGAAAUGGGUUGGUGAUGGUAAACUACUCGAUACGAAACGGAAUAUUCAAUUAUCGCUAGGUAAUAAUUUGCCUUUGUCAAACGAUAUGACAUUUAUACUCGUAUUCAGUAUGCUGUACAGGAGGGACCCACAUCAGUUAUUCGAAUUACUCUGUUUUCAAUUACGAAAUAUUGCCAUAACGUACAGUGAAGGAUUUAAAGACAUUAUUAAGCCGAAAAGUGAUGAUGAAUCGGAAACGCCAACGUACAAUCCCGUCGAGCUGUUGAAUUUUAUUCUUGAUGGCUACGACAAGGUUUGUACAGCGUCAAAAGCAUUGUCGCCGUUACUGUUCGAGCUUCAAAAAGGCCACUUGCAAAAGUUCUCUCUGACGUGGAACUUGUUGAACAAGCGGAUGUAUCAGCGUUGGGUGUAUAUGGGUGUCAAGGAAUUGAUUCCAGAGUGUAUCCUCAAGCUCAAGACAAUACUCGACACCGAAAAAUACAAGGCAAUGGUUUAUCGCUUCAUCAAAUUCGAUGACGAAAUGACGUUGCUUACGUUCAAAUGGCGCGAAAUAUGGUCCCUGGCAAAUGCUUAUCACAUGGAAGAUCACGAUUUUGAGCGGCGACGGCGGAUGUGUUCAGUGCAUUCGAUUUUGCAGAGCAUCAAGAAUACGAAAUUCAAAAUCGAUUUCAAGCAAUUCGAAGAUCCGAAGCAAAUAUCGAAUACGGUCAAGUGGCUAACCAUGGACGACAGGGACACAGUUUGGAAUUACACCGUCUAUUUCUUGCGAAACAAAUGGGUCGAAUGCGAUGAGCAUCGAUUGUAUGCGGAAAUUACGAAAGUUCAAUGUUUGAAAUGUGAUUUUGCAUUGGCUACUCACUAUGUGGAUUGUCCAUGUCGAACGUGCAUGCUGGCCGGCGGACCGUGCUUUACUCAAAUCAAAGAAAAUUCAACUCAAUUCUUUUGCACAAAGUGCACGGUCUUCGAGAAACUCGAUCGCGAAUACUUGGACUGUGUUACGGAAUUCAUCAAUACGAAAUCGGACGAAGCUAACAAGAAGGUUCGAUUGGUUUAUCAAGCCAAGGAUGCCAACAAACCGAUUACAUUUUCCAUUGAUAAUAUGAUUGAUCCGUCGGACGAAUGGAAUAAGGAUCAUGGCUACCAUUUAUCGUGGGCUGUGUUCAAGCAUUUACCAACACGUCGCCCAUACAACACGUUAAACUUUUCCGUGGAGCAUUUCUGUUCAUUUCAGUCGCCUCCGUGCAACCGAAACGAAUGCCGUGUCGCCACCCAAAUCAUUGCCGGACUAUACCCACUGAACUUUUCGAAAUUUCUCGUAUCGGCAUACCAACCUCUCAAUGAAGACGAACGCAAAGAAUUGAUGAACAUCCAGCACCUGUAUUUCACCUAUCUGAUUCGGAAACUGUGCAAUGAUAACACGAAAACCGUAAGCCAAGCGAGUGUGAACGACAUGAUUUACGAUGUUGAUGACACCGACUAUGCAUUACUGUGUGAUAUUGGUUCUGCGUUCGCCGAAUGUUACCUAACGGAUACGAAGAUUCCAUUGGAAGAAGCGCUAGACUCGUGUUUUUCGUUCGACGGCCUCGACAUUGAACUGAACAUGUUCUGGUUGGACUGCAUUUAUAUGACAAAAUCAACGGAAAAGUUACACUGUUCACCGUCGAAGAAAAAAAACGGAUUGGAGGACGAUCCAAAGCUGCUGGAAUUGAAGGAAUUGCGAACGCAUAUGGAUAAACUGUUUCUGGAUCGGUCCGGUGGGCCGAAGUCAACAUCGGCCAAAAAGGAUGAUGCGGCACAGCAAGUGCUGUCUAGCGAAGCGGCCGAACUGUUGUGCAUGAGGCUGAAUAGUAAACAGAAAAUGGUCGAUCAGACUGUGAAGGCGGCUGGUGAAGAUAGUAAAGUGAAAUGCGAGUCGUCGUCACCGAAAAGUGAUCACUUGGCCGAGGCCAUUAAGCUCGCGGUGAAUCAGGAACUUAAUUUGAAAUUGGAAGAGGAAUUGAGAACAUUGAAAGAAGAGCACAGUGUUCUCAAAGAUAUGGUGCGCGACCUAGAACAAAUGAAGGAAAACGAAGAGAAACAAGUGAAGACGACCGCGGAGAAGAACGGACAUCUGUGUUGCAAUGAACAUUCUGAUUUUCUCGAAAAUCACCCGAAUAAAAUGUGCCAUAGGUCUGACGGCGGAUGUACAUGUUAUUAUUGUACGAUAUUCGGUCAUACGGAAUGUAAUCAUGGUCGGACGAAUGAGACGCGAGAUCGACUUCGAAAGCGAUUGCACCAACAACACAGCAAGGAUUCAACGAAGACUGCAUCAUCAUCGAAUAUAAAAAGUGUGAAAGGCGUCUUCAAGAAAACCAUCACGUCGAAGCACAUUGUCGUUGAAAAGACCACCAAACACAUAGCUGAUUUGUCCGAGGCGAAAAACCUUGCCAAUGCUCUCACAGCAAUGAAAUCAAGUAUUCCACAGGGUGCUACUGUCAGCAGCAGUACGAAAAUUAUCGAUGCCAGUGAAAAGAAACCAGUAACCGUGCAGCAUAUUGCAACGGAAGUGCCUGCAAAUGUUGUACCGCAUAAAAGUGAUCCGGUGGUAACGCACGCGCAUGCGCACAUGGUGAAAGAGAAGGAGAAACCAAGAAUCGAAAAAAUUCCACACAAAACCAAUGAAACGGUUCUGAUACAGCCUGGACCGCGCGAUAAACCGCUACCCAACAUUCAGGAUAUUUUGGAAUUCAUCGAAGGCAGCAGCAACAAAAAGGACUCGCUUAAAAAGGCAGCGAAAAAGGCGAAACAAAAGCAGAAAAAAUUAGAUGUGAAACGAGUGGAAGAACUGGAACAAAUGCGCGAGGACUUUCAUGACAUCUUUUUUAAAGAGGCCGAAGCGAAAAGUGAAUUGAAACUGCUGAAAACGGCGAAAAAGAAAGAUAAGAAAAAAAUCAACGAAGUCGAGAAUGGCGUGAAGAAACUAGGCAAAUUACGUGCGAAAAUUGAGUCCCCGAUUCUGGAAUUGAUAGCCGAGCUGAAGAAAAACAAUGCCGACUUUAAGUUUGCCUACCUACCUACAAAAGAGCAGCAGCUGGAGAAACUGAAUCGAGACAACAAGCCACCAUCGCCGCCAACCGUCCAACCGGCGGUAAAAUUACCAACAAACGAUUUCAAUCAUCACGGCCAUAUCAUCAAUCCGGAACAUUUUACCAACAAUAGUAGCGGCAACGUCAGUCUUCAGAAUGGUCAAAAGCAAAACUGUGAAGUUUCAUUGGAUCCGUCCAAGCGAAUGGUCACGAUUCGGCGAGUAAACGUACCUCACGCUGAUGCGCAAGUAACCGUGACUGCUAAAGGCUUAUCGCCCGACAAAGACAAACUGUUAUACACAUUCAUCAAUGGUCAACUAGUUAAUGCUCCGAAUCAACAAGCUCCAAUAAACACCACCUCGAUAUCACAGAUUCAACAGUAUCAUUUACAGCAUCAACAGCUGAGGCAACAGAACUUGAAUGCAGCUGCGGUGAGCCAAACACCAGUGGCAACCAAUAGUUCAACAAAAGUGGAAAAGAAAGCGAAAGCUAAAAAGGAAUUGAACAAACAGAGCUCGUCGGAGAGUAUCACCACAAUCAAAACAUCGAAUAAAGAUGAAAUGUCGUCCAAGUGCAAUGGAACAACGAGUUCGGGUACGAUUACGGCCACACAGAAGCGUAAAGACAAAAAACUGAAGGCUCAGCUAGCUAAACAGUCGUCGGUAGAAGACAGCAGUAGUGUGGAGAGCGUGGCCAGAAAUGCUAAAACGAAAGCUAAGGACGUGAUGCCGGUUGCUUGCAACAAGACCAAACGGAAUAGCGUCGAAGUGGAACCGCAACCGAAGGCAACCAAAGACUCGCCAUUGGAAAGCGAAUUGAAGAAAGACGAACGUCGUAAGGUUAAAGCACCGAAAUACGAGUACGCAGAUCCACAAUACAAAACGAAUAAAUUUGAUGUCCUUGACUUGGACGACGAUGAUGACUAUUACAUUUCGGAGGAAGAGUCAGUGGACAGUGGCGUUACCACAUCGACCGUGGACCAUGCAUCGCAACAGAGUUCGAAGAAAAAUUCAACCAAAGCUAAUAUUUCCAAUAAAAGUACGAAGCAAACUGCUGUUACUCCGCCGACACCCAGUACCACGAAGACUGAAAAGUCCAAACCGACUAAAGAAGUGCAGACUCAAUUCAAGAAAGAGAAAACUCCAGUCGAAGCGGAAGUUCCACUGUCAAAGAAGCAAAAGAAGAAGUUGGCGCAACAACAGGCUCGGCAGCAAAGUCAGGCGAAUGCUAAAUCAUCGGUUUCCCAUGGUGAUUCACUAAAUAGUGCGAUGCACAAGCUCCGGUUAAAUGAUGACACUACGAUUGAACUUGUGAAGGAUAACCAUGGAACAGCUAACUGCAACGCCGCGAAUUCCAAUGUUAGUAUCAUGGAUCAAUUGAACCGUGGGAUCAAGGUUGAAGGGCUCAUGCUACCGCCUGGCAUUACAUUAACUCGUGUGAAUCCUGCCACUGUUGAAGCGAAUCGUGCAAGAAUGGAAUCUAUUUCAAAGAUUUCUCAGCCAAUGCCACCUGUGCCACCCGAGCAAACAUCUCAUCUGUACAUGCCGAAUUCGAUGAAUUUACCAAAUCCAAUGAUGAUGCCGAUAAACAUAGCUGGCCAGGAUCCGAACGGUUUCGUUAUGAUUGAUCCGAUGAACACAAAUGCACAAUUGUCCAAGCAACAGUUGCUUGCAAAUGCGGCUAACGCAAAGUUGAAGCGACGAAAGCGGAAAGGUAAAAACAAGAAGUCUGAUGAUACGCCACAAACUGACGCUACAAGUCAGCAUCCGAAGUUAGUCACCUUGCGUAAUCCUCUGUUCCACGCUAAUAACGAAGUAUUACGUCAACCAAUGCCCGGAGCUAGCAUUAGUCGUCCAGCUGCACAAUUACCGGUUCAAAUUGAUCAACCUGCUGCCAUAAUCAAAAACGAUAAUGGAAUGUUUACAAUCCGCAAUCCUGCACUACAUCAAGCUAUAUCGAAUGGUGUGCUGAACAACAAUGGACGAUCGUACGGUCCCGAGCACAAUUACAUUGUUCCGGAGUCGCUUCAACAAAACGACGCAUUCUACAAUCACAACUCGGUGCAAUCGAAUGGUGGUGUUCCGUCAGCACCCAAGCACACAGUUGCUAUCGGCAGUGAAGUUAAAAAUCAAAAAAAGCAACAACAAGAGACAAGGAAGAAACAGCAGCAGCAGCAACAACAACAACAACAACAAAUGAUUUGGCCAAACAGUAACAUUGGACUACGGAAUCCAGGUUCUACCACCACAGAUGCCUCGGACAGUCCCGUUUUCAGUAACAUGAACAAUUUGAAAGGUCAACAGAGUCAAGGCUUUCCAUCAUUCGACAAUCAAUCUCCUUACGGAUUCAAUGAGUUUUUCGGAGCGUCACCGGUUACAGUGCCCGUAACAACUCCAGCUCAAGGUAAUUUCUACAAUGGAAAUGGAUUCAGUGGCUAUUCAAAUGGUGUGACCAAUGACUGUGGCUAUUUGUUCGGGAGCUCGCAGCACAGGUGCGACGAUUCACCACCAUUAUCGUCGACGAACAAUUACUAUGAAGGGCUGCCUCAAAACUAUAGCAACAAAUACGAUGACAUGCAAUUUUUGUUUAACUUGCAACCGGGGCAGCGUUUGAACAAUGAGGUUACCAUUCACAACAUCAGUGAAUCGAAGUUUCACCGUGAUCAACCACCUCCGUCGCUGUCGAAUGGUGUCGAAAUAACUCGAAUUCCUGGUCCGUCGUCGCAUCAGCCGCAGCAGCAUCACUCACAGACGCACAUAUAUCCAUCAAAUUUAGCUGUUGGCAGUCAGCGACCAGUCCGGAACGGCGAGCACAUUUCCGAAUUCGGCGAUAGUGUUUUCGCUCCGAAUCAAACCGUCAACUUAAGUGAACUCGAAUCUGAAGAGCGUGACAUUGAAUCGUUCAAACGAUUCGAUUACUACUUUGAACCACCCAAAAACAAGCCGAAAGUCAAUUUUAAUGUUAAGGAUAUUAAGGUUAGGAGUAAAAUGACGAAUUCCAAUUCGGAUAGCUCAUCGCCAUAUUUCGGCGAAUCGUCGUCACCGAUGAACGGAUCGGAACUGGACGAUUUAUACCAAGAUAUGAACACAUUGAGUCUUUCCAAUAGUUGUGAUCCGAGGCAGCAUGGCAAUGUAACUGGUGGCAAUUAUGCGGCCGAUCACUAUUUACAUGGGGUGGUCGACGAAUUAGCCAAUGGUUUAAUUGAUUGAAUUCUGUAAGAAGAGAGAAACGAAAAACAGUUUCGUUUUGCUUUUUGUAAAGUGAAAUGGACAUGCAAACGAUGGAAAAAAUGGUUUGGUUUUAUAUCAAAUGCUAGCAAUGCCGAGACAUUAAAUUACGAUUUAAACAAAACACAAACUACUUAAAUAGUGAUUCCAACAUAAAUUUAAAAAAAAUGAAAUCAUUUUACCAGCCGCGUUUAUGUGUUUGCCCAUGAUGAUUGUUGUGUUUCUUUUUUAUUUUAAAUAAAACGAAAAGCAACAAAAUAUUCGAACAGAAUAUUAAAAAAAA